AUGGAUGAUGACGCAGAGCGAAUUCGUGUAGUCAUCAAAAAAGUCACUGAUAACUUCCAGAUCACAUCAAACGAUGUACCGAAAGCUGUGAGCGUGCGUGGCAUAGAACGCGACAAGUGCGUUCUAGAGGUUUUAAAUCUCGCUGUAUCACACGAAGGGUACAGGGAGAUAUCGAAUUUCGUUGCAUAUGGAUCUAUGCACUAUUUAUAUGAUCAUCGAUCAUUUGAUUUCAGCGAUAAUGUUCUCCCAGAGCUCAUGGAUGGAAAAUACAUGGGUGUUGGAUUAUUGAAAAGUGUGAAAGUGCUUGAAGGCGAUGAUGACAAAUGCAGUCCAUUUGUAGUAAGAGAUGUAGCGAAGGGCGCUUUUCACGCAGACGAGCAGAAUUUGCUCGAGAAAAUAUGUCAAGUGUCGAUCUUUGUCGAUCGCCGGACUGGAUCUUCGAACUUCAGCGUGCAGACCACCUUCAGACCGAAUUUUAUCAGAGGCAUUCUUCGUCUCAUUAAAGAUGGAAUGCAGUACACUGUUGAACAAUAUUUCAUGAAAUACUACAAUAUUCAACUAAAGUGCCCUACUUUGUUUACCGUAUCAGAACGGGGCAAGCCAUAUACAUACUACCCAUUGCAGCUACUAGCUGUGGCUCCAUCGCAGAGGGUCACAGAACGAGGGCGAACUCUUGAUGACGAUUCGGCUAUUAUUAAGGCGAUACUCCAAUUAUGGAUGGAGUUAUUACGUCUUGCAUUAGGGUUGAUUUUAGUGAACGAAUCGAAAGCUGUUGUCGAUCUCAUGGGACGCAGGUGUCCACAGUCUCCGAAGUCUUUUAUGUUAAACGUCAAACUUAUGAUGGCCUUAAGUGUUGGACCAAAAGCUUGGCGACAAUAUUGUGUUGACAAGAUCAUUCUUUUGAAUAUAAGGAACUGGCUCUCCGAAAAUGGUGUACUUUUCGUUGGACUUGAGAUUUGUAAUCCAACAGCGCUGUCGAAGAUGGAGAAUGAGCGUGGAGCGACAUAUAAGAUGCCCUCGGUUCUUGGUUGUGGAACAAACUGUUGUAGCAAUCCUCAGCAGUUCAUAGGCGACUACAUCUAUGUUGAAGCCCGUCAAAGUGAUAAUAUUCCUUGUAAGCGUGCAUCUGAACAGAAUAUUCCCAGUGGAACUGUUGUUUAUACAAUGAUUGUCUCGCGAGCUAUUAACGAGUUUUAUCUCAAUGCUCAUUCAGCGUUUCAGGAGCUAAGGGAGUACAUUCCCACGUUUCGUUUCGAGAAACGCCUGUCAAGAAUCGGUGCCUUCAACUUUCCAGCUACAGCGCGAGAGUUUGAUUAA
Messenger RNA from Angiostrongylus costaricensis, 1317 nucleotides. The record is from the annotation of a GenBank genome assembly. NCBI's taxonomy places the organism in Eukaryota, Metazoa, Nematoda, Chromadorea, Rhabditida, Metastrongylidae.